This is a messenger RNA of Dreissena polymorpha, 1135 nucleotides long. RefSeq names its product ferric-chelate reductase 1-like. Lineage: Eukaryota; Metazoa; Mollusca; Bivalvia; Myida; Dreissenidae. The record is from RefSeq and is a predicted model, not a curated record. The transcript is spliced from 10 exons. Bases 89 to 1135 code for a protein of 348 amino acids. Gene Ontology annotation, molecular function: oxidoreductase activity, acting on metal ions.
GUUUGGAAAGUAUACGUACUUGAAGCCUUGGCCUCUUUCCCGCUAUUACGAAAAAAAAGUGUAGACCCGUAUCCUCCUCACGGUGGCGAUGAUCUUGUGUUUGAGUGUGUACACAACCACACCAUGGCGGGCGUGUGGAGGUAUUCCAGUCCAUCAACUACAAGGACAACACUACAAACAAUGUAACAAACGCCUUAUAAAGCCGAAAGAUGGACUGCUGUCCAAGGAAGGUUCGUACAACAAUGGACGACUGCGAUGUCGCUUCAGACAUGAUAACAGGGUGAACAAUGAGGAGCUGACCAACUAUGGAUUGAUUUUUCUUCCAUGGAGGUUGCUUAUGGCUCGCGGUCCAUCACACAAAGGGAACAUUCUGCCACAUGAUAUCGUCGUCGGUCACCUGCCGCUUGCCUCCCCUGAGGAAGUGUCACUGGACGUUGGGGCUGACAUCACAGGGCGCGCCAGGUACCAUCUUGUGAAGGCGCACGCUUGCCUGAUGCUACUAGCGUGGAUCUUCUUUGCUCCCAUUGGCCUUAUCUGGAUGAAGUACUACACCACCAUGUGGCCUAACAGCCGCUUCCUGGGACAAAAGUACUGGCUUGUGACCCAUUUCAACUGCACGGUGUGGGUGGUGAUCCUGGUGAUAAUCAGUGUGAUCCUGAUCUUUAUCGAGGCUGGAGGCUGGAGCUAUUUUCACGAGUUACUGCAGAAAGCACAUCCUAUUCUGGGCAUUAUCGUCUUCAUCUGCAUCAUUGUCAUACCUAUACUGUUCCCGAUCAGGUGUCCUGAAGACCACACCUGUCGGCCAAUCGGAAACUGGUUUUACUGGCUCUUCUGGACUAUUGCCUUCUGUCUGGCUGUGGUGAAUCUAUUUAUUGGCAUGGAGUUUGGCAAGGCGAUGGUUCCCUGGUGGCUGACAUGGAUCAUCUGCAUCUUCUUCCUCUUCAACUUUGUCUGUGAAAUCAUCCUGGAGGUGCACCAAUGCUGCACCCACAAGAAAAACAAAGAGAAUAGGAAAAAGUGGGAGCUGCAGAAGAAAGAAAAUCCUAAUGUACACAUUCCUGAACCCUGGCCUGCUGUAAGUACACUUAGUAACCAUGUCAUGUCGGUUUACAUGGUUGCAUAUGGUCCGCCGUAA